GGGCGAGACGGGGCGGCGGCGGCUCCCGGGGCUGCAGAGAAACGUGAAGCGCAACGGGAGUAGAAGCUGUUUGAACAGGAGUCGGUUUGGUUCCCGCGAGAGGGACUGGCUGAGGGAGGACGUCGGACGAGGCUGCGUGUAUGUUUACGGAGGGGAUGCUGUUGCUUCUUCAGACUUGCGCUUGGUCCUCUGUACCGUGGACACCCCAGCGUCCGAGAUAUGCGAUGGAGAAGGGAGGAAAAACCUCUUUUUGCAACUUCAUGGAGACCUGGUCAGGAGGCUGGAGCCCACAGAAAAACCCCUUCAGAUUGUGUAUGACUACUUGGCUGGGCUGGGUUUUGAUGAUCCUGUCAGAAUGCAGGAAGAGGCAGCAAACUCUGAUCUCAGCUGUAUGAUUCGAUUUUACUGUGAAAAGCCAUGUCAGGUGGAACAGCUCGAUCGCAUCCUGCUCUCUGGAGUCUAUAACGUACGCAAAGGAAAGACCCAGCUGCACAAGUGGGCAGAGCGCUUGGUCAUUCUCUGUGGGACUUGCCUCAUUGUGUCCUCUGUGAAGGACAGCCACACAGGGAAGAUGCACAUCUUGCCUCUCAUUGGAGGGAAGGUGGAAGAGAUGAAACGUCGGCAGUACACGCUUGCUUUCACAUCUGCUGGAGCCCAAGCCCAAACAUACCACAUUUCCUUUGAAACGCUGGCAGAGUACCAGCGGUGGCACCGACAGGCAUCCACGGUUGUGUCUAUGCGACUUGGCAUGGUUGAUCUUUCAUGCUACAGCCUUGAGGAAGUACCUGAGCACCUCUUCUACAGUCAAGACAUCAUCUACCUCAACCUACGACACAAUUUUAUGAGAUCAAGUGGAGCAGGGGGUCUUGACUCUCUUUGCAGGUUUUCUCAGCUGAAGAGCCUGAACCUGUCUCAUAACAGACUGGGAGAGUUUCCUGUAUCACUGUGCGAGAUCUCUACUCUGACAGAGCUUAAUAUUUCCUGUAAUGGACUUCAUUACUUGCCAAAACAGAUUGGCAAACUGUUGAAUCUCCAGACCUUCUGGCUUGAUGGGAAUUUCCUCACGUCCUUACCAGAAGAACUGGGAAGUCUGCAACAGCUCAGCUGCCUUGGGCUUUCCUUUAAUAACUUCUGUGAACUGCCAGCAAUUUUUGAGAAACUCGUCAUCUUAGACAAACUAGCCCUGGCAGGGAACUUGCUGGAGACCCUGGACCUUGCAGUGCUGAACCGUAUGAGUCACAUCAAAAGUGUGGACCUGAGGCUGAACAACCUGAAGAGAGCAGCAGCUGACACUCUGGAGGGGAACAAAUCUGUGACUUACAUGGAUUUACGGGACAAUGAGAUGACAGAUCUGGAUCUGAGCUCCUUGGGCAGCCUGGAGCAGCUGCACUGCGAGCGGAAUAACCUGAAAGAGUUGACGCUGAGUGGCUUCUCCCUUCGUGCCCUCUAUGCCAACAACAACAGUCUGACAGCUGUCAAUAUUUAUCCUGUUCCUGGUCAACUGACAUGUCUGGAACUCUCUCACAAUCAACUGCAGUGUGUCCCAGACUGGGCCUGUGAAGCAAAGAAACUGGAAGUUUUGGAUGUGAGCUACAACCUCCUUGUGGGGCUUCCAUUGAGGAUCCUGAGCAGCUUGAGCCUUCGGAAGUUGAUGGUGGGGCACAAUCGUCUGCAGAGCCUUCCACCUCUUGUAGAACACAUUCCACUGGAGGUGCUGGACCUUCAGCACAACCUGUUGACUAAGCUUCCAGAGAUGCUCUUUGUCAAGGCUCUGAACCUCAGGUACCUGAAUGCAUCUGCGAACAGCCUGGAGUCCUUGCCCCCUGCAUGUACAGGGGAGGAGAGUCUAAGCAUGCUGCAACUACUUUACUUGACCAACAAUAACCUCACCGAUCAGUGCAUCCCUGUCUUGGUGGGACACCUGAGCCUACGGAUCCUGCAUCUGGCAAACAACAACCUCCAGACUUUCCCUGCAAGCAAACUUAGUAAGCUGGAGCACUUGGAAGAGCUGAAUCUGAGUGGCAACAAACUGAAAACAAUUCCCACAACAGUGGCAAACUGCAAGCUACUUCAUACACUUAUUGCACACUCUAAUGAAAUCACCACCUUUCCAGAGAUCCUGCAUUUGCCCCGUAUUCAGUUUGUGGACUUGAGCUGCAAUGAGUUAACUGAAAUCCUAAUCCCUGAGGCACUGCCAGGUGCCUUGCAAGAGUUGGAUCUGAGUGGAAACACAAACCUGGUGCUGGAACACAAGACACUGGACAUCUUCAGUCACAUUACCACACUGAAGAUCGACACUAAGCCCACCCUCACGGCAGACUCAGCACUCACUUCUACCUUCUGGAGUCAUGGAGUGGCUGAGAUGGCAGGCCAAAGAAAUAAGCUGUGUGUGUCAUCCCUGGCACUGGGAAGCUUUGCAGAGGGGGUGGAGGCUGUGUAUGGCAUGUUUGAUGGUGACAAGAACGAGGAGCUGCCGCGCUUGCUGCAGUGCACCAUGGCCGAUGUGCUCCUGGAGGAGGUGCAGCAGUCAGACACCGUGUUCAUGUCCAACACCUUCUUGGUCUCCCACAGGAAGCUGGGCAUGGCUGGGCAGAAGCUGGGUUCCUCUGCUGUCCUUUGCUAUAUUCGUCAUGAUGCAGCUGAUCCAGCAAGCAACUUUUCUCUGACGGUGGCCAAUGUGGGGACGUGCCAAGCCAUUCUGUGCCGAAGUGGAAAACCACUGCCUCUCUCCAAAGUCUUCAGCCUUGAACAGUGUUCGGAAGAAGCCAAGAGAGUCAAGGAGCAAAAAGCCAUUAUAACGGAGGACAAUAAGGUCAACGGAGUGACUUGCUGUACUCGGAUGCUGGGCUGCACAUACCUGCAUCCUUGGAUCCUGCCCAAACCACACGUCGAUUCCAUUCCACUGACUGUACAAGAUGAGCUGCUAGUUCUAGGGAACAAAGCUCUCUGGGAACACCUUUCCUACGCAGAGGCUGUCUCAGCCGUGCGUCACCUACACGACCCGCUAGCUGCUGCGAAGAAACUCUGCACUUUAGCCCAAAGCUAUGGAUGCCAAGACAACGUAGGUGCAAUGGUGGUGUGUCUGAACAUCAGUGAGGACAGCUGCACAUGUGAGAUGCAUGGCCUCACUCUGCCAGGUCCUGGGGGAUUUAGUUCCACCACCACCAAGCCAGCAACACCUUCGUCUAGCAGUGGAAUUGCUUCUGAGUUCAGCAGCGAACUGUCUGCUUCUGAGGUUAGCAGUGAGGUGGGCUCCACUGCUUCAGACGAGCACAGUGCUGUUGGCCUUGAUGGCAGUUUGCUGCCGCGACAAGAGCGACGUUGCAGCCUACAUCCUGUGCCCCCCUCGAGCAUCUUUCAGCGCCAGCCUUCCAGUGCCACCUUCUCUAGCAACCAGUCUGACAACGGUCUGGAUAGCGAUGAUGAGCAGCCUGUGGAAGGUGUGAUGACAAAUGGCAGUAAAGUGGAGGUAGAGGUGGACAUCCACUGCUGUAAAGGAAAGGGCCUGGAGCUUGAACCUCCUGCUGCAGUGCGCAGCUCCUCUGCUCCGGGAACAGAGGACGACUCAGGGCUUGUCCUCAUCAUCCGCAGACAGAACAGUGUAAACAGCAACACUGUGCAGAGAGGGGUCAGGGAAAAGUGUGAACUGCAAAAAUCUCUUUCCACAUGCUGUCUCUAUGGAAAGAAGCUUUCCAAUGGCUCCAUAGUGCCCUUGGAGGAGAGCCUCAACCUAAUUGAAGUAGCCACAGAAGCACCCAAGAAGAAGACUGGCUAUUUUGCUGCUCCAUCCCAGGUGGAGCCAGAAGAUCAAUUUGUGGUGCCACCUGAUCUGGAGGAGGAAGUGAAGAAGCAAAUGAAGCAGCAGCAAGAGAAUGGAGCGGACCAGGAUCAGAAAGAGGAACAUGCAGUGUCUCUGCCAGAGGAGUUUGACACAGCUUUGUAACCCUACAAGUACUGGUCCCACAUUGUCUGUCCUGGGAAGCCCUGUCCCAUAAGGGCUAUCUUGCCCUCCAAGGGGAGCUGGGAUCUGCAAGGAGUACAGGCAUCUGCUGCUGCUUUAAUGGAGUCAAGGAAGAAUCGGGAGUGCUAAGGUCUGGGCUGUCCACUUGUCACCGUAGAGUCUUAGUUGUUGUGUGAGCACUCAGAGCAGCAGCUGAGCAUUGUGUUAGGGGCUCUCUGGAGAUUGUGGAAGCAUUAGGAAGAAGGCAGAUGUUUCAACACCUGCCUGUAACUCCUUGAACCCUGAGGUUCUGCCAGCUCUGCAGGGAAAGGGCUGGCGUACGUGCCUGUGGGGUGAGGAGGCUGCUGAGGGGAAACAUUCAGUGUUUGGAGUCCUGUGAAUAUUUCUGAUGCAGCCCCCCCACCUCCACCAGCACCCAACUUUGUUAUUCCUUGAAAGAUUACAGCCAGUUGCAGUGAAGCUGACCCAAGAAUGGUUUCCUACAUUAAUUGCAAGCACUUUUAUUGAUUGCACUUAAGCUGUUCUGCUCCCCUUAAGCCCAGCACUUUAUUAUUUCAGGUGAGGGGAGAGAGCACUGCACGGCAGGUGUGGUGGGCGCAGCAGAAACUCAGGGUGCCGGUGUUCUGCUGAGCACUGGUGCAGGGCAGGGUGAGGGUUACGAUAGGAUUAGCUGAUGCAGGGUGAGAAAAUACAUGGCUGAGUGAUAUCAGGUGCCUGCUGAUGCGUUUUACCUGGACCAUAGGAAAGAUCAGCUCUGGACUGGUUGAUGAAGGUCACGUGUAGAGCCAGCGCUUGGAGGUGCAGAGCACAGACCCAGCUCAGCAGCAGCUUGGCCACCUCUGUCACGGACACCUCACAGCAGAGGCUUCCUGUGUCCGGAAGACGGGAUGAGACCCGGAGCUCAUGCUCAUUGCAGUGAGGUACUUGGUCUCACAGGAAACCAAGUUGUGAGCAGAGUCGUGCUGCUCUGAGGGUGGUGAGCAGUGGGACUGCCUUUCCCAUGCUGGGAGGCGUUCAGUGCUCUGUUCCACCGACACAAACUCUGCACUGUCAGCUACAGCAUCUUCGCUUGCCUCUGAAAACAGGAGUCACAUUCCAAAUCUACAGCAAUCUGCAUUUCAUGGUACAUGCCCAAUUUGGCCACAAAGUGAAAGCAUACUUGCUUCUGCUUAGUUUUCAAGGCAAAAGGAAAAACAGAACUUUCCACCUUAAUACCAUCUUUAUCAGCACUAGAAAAGAUGUUUAAAACAGUCCCAGUAAUGCUGAACUGACCAGUCUGCACUCAGCGGAUGCAUUGUAUUUCCAUGAGGGUUUUUGGUGCAGGGUGUGAGUUGGCUGCCUGUGUCAUUAUCUUGUGUAAGGUUGGGAGAAGACCACAGCCCCGCAGUGUGCAGAUCCGUCUCCCUUGGCUGACAGAGAGCUGGUCGUGCCAGUGGUGCAAUAAUCCUAACUAAUGUGGGCUAGUGCCUUUUCUUCUUUAUUAAUUAUAUUUAUGAAGAAAACUUGAAAGUUUAUUCUCAAGAGCUCUGAGGGGCUUGAGUUGUAUAUUUUUGGAUCAAAUUGAGGCCUUGCUCAGAAGGAAAUACUGUGCAGACUACUUGUGGGAUUCUGUCAAUAUAGAUCUUUUGACAAAAUGUAAUGGAGUUUUACUGAGAUUUCAAAGCACCUUGAUUUUCUUCUCACUAGGAAAAAAUGUAUUUUUACCAUGCAUGAGAACACAACGUUUUAGGAUACACCUUGUGUUAGUUACAAUGUAAUCAUGAAACAACCCAACUUUUUCCAAAGUUUAAACUCUCACGAAUUUUGGCUGCUUAAAUGCCCAUUUCAUUUGGAAAUUGAGAGAAAAAAUAAUUCCUAGAAUCGCAGAAAUGGCGGCAUUUGAAUCCCCUACGCAGAGAAACAACAGCAGAAAAGAUUAAAAAACUAAACCCCAAAUGUCUUUCAUGUUCUCUUCAUAGAAGUAUGCAGAAAAGGCUCAUGCCAAUUUAUUUGGCUGCAAUUUUUAAUUCUGGUGAUAAUUUUACCAAAUAUCUGUGCCCGGCCCAACACUUUCUGAUACCUGACAGGGCUGCAAAGCAGCCUCUGUUCAGCUUGGGACUGAUGCAGAAAUAGUGUCUCCUUUCUGAGUAAGACUGUGACAAAUCUUGCAUUAGGAGAGUGGCAGAUGUUAAUGCAGAUCAGGUCUCUCUUGCACUGAUGUGGAAAAUCCAGAGUGUCCUUGCCAGUCUGAACCAGUAGCAUUGCACUUAAGGGUUGGCAUUACCACAGGGAGUUAGUCCUGAAUGGCUCUUUCUAGCUCAGUGGGGACAGACUAAGUAAAAUAAAACUCUGCAAUGGAGCAUGCAGAUUUCUGAGCUGCUCCUUUUCAUGGUAGUAGCAGAAUGGAGUGCAAGGAAUUCCUACUUAGCCUUUUUCUCCAGUGCUGUUUCUGGUUUUGUAGCAGAAAGGGAGUUUAAUACAUCCAGCUCCCAUUUUCUGUGGGUGUGAACGGCCAUGGCAGACCGUGGCUUGUUCUCUAUGCUGGGUACAUCCACAGCUUUCUCUGCUGAAGCUGAUACUAUGAACUGUUGGUCUUACCCUGGGCAGCACUGACUGAGUGCUUCCCUCCACCACUACCUUUUGUUUUCCUGCCUCCCUAGAGGCAGCAAGCUUCUCCUUUGCCCUCCUCACCUUGCUCAUUAGCACCACCGUAGAUUUCACGCUCCCUGGAAGCACUGCUGUAGGUGGAGCAGGUAUGAACAGGCAAGUCUAGUGAAGGACUCACAGCAGGGGAUAGAAAGUGUUUUCCUGGUUCUCUUCCCGUUCUCUCUCCUAUUCCCUUCAAGAUUUUUGUAUGUGGUUCUUGCACAGAUACAUCAUUUCCAUGGAGCCACAUCAUUACAAACGUCCCAUUCCUUAACAGACCCACUGCCAGAGAGGCUCUCAGCGUGGGCUCAUCAGGCUCUGGUCCCUGCUGUGUUGUUGCGGCCACGGUCGGCUCAGCUGGGGAGUUCCUUUGUCCAUCUCUUCAUUAAUUCUGGCUCCGCUGAUAAGCGUGCUUGCUGAGAACACGUACUCUAAAGGCAUUGACCUGUCUGCCCUAUCCCCUCCAGAAAGGCUUCCACAACAGGAGCCUGUGAGGGUUAUGUUCAGUGCUGAGUAGUUGGGGCCCAAGUAUUAAGAAUAAAGGGCAGCCUCCAGGUUGCUCCCAGCACCAGGAACAGGCCUGGUGGUGGCAGCGCCACAGUAUGCUGGGACCUGAUCAGAAUCCUCAACUAGACAGGAGGGCAAAAUCCUGUUCCAAGGAGCAGGUAUUUCCCUGUCUGGGAUCGGGCUGCUGUGAAGGCUGAAAUCCUUCUCCCAGUCCACAGGACGCUCGGCCGUGCCCAGGGCCCUUGGACUUCAGGAGUCCCCACACUCCUUCCCAAUGGCAGUGGCUGCCCUGUCACCUGCCAAAGGCCGCCUUCAGGCAGCAGGUUCACCUCUUCAGUUUUAUGCACUCCUUGUCUGCUGUUCCAUUGCUGUCUGAAGACUCAAGUUUAUUUCUCUUUUUUUCACAUUUUAAAAUGUUACCCUUUUUUUUUUAACUUGACUCAUAUCACCCAGUGCAUGUUAAAGAAAUAUUGCAGCACACCUGUUAAUUAAAUAAUAUUUCUUCAUGGUUUUUGUUUUCAAAAGGAGAGUAUUUUCUGUAUCCCAAUCUAGCAUGCACCUGUAAUAGUCUCCAUUUUUAUCAUGUAUGGGAAUAGGUUGUCCCGUGAAUGCACCUUCAGCACUGUGGCCUCUGUUUGCGUUGGUUUGGAGAAGCAAAUAACGUAAGAUUGCUGGAAAACACUAUUCCAUUGAUUCUUUAUUCAGGUGUAUAGAGCAGUCCAGGAAGGAAUAUUUUUGCAUCAGCUUUUCAGCUGACCUAGCAAUAAAGAUUUUUACUUUCAUCUAA
Messenger RNA from Athene cunicularia (burrowing owl), 7880 nucleotides. It is a transcript of the gene PHLPP2, whose product is annotated as PH domain and leucine rich repeat protein phosphatase 2. NCBI's taxonomy places the organism in Eukaryota, Metazoa, Chordata, Aves, Strigiformes, Strigidae. The coding region runs from base 356 to 3943 and encodes 1195 amino acids. Gene Ontology annotation, molecular function: protein binding. The record is from RefSeq and is a predicted model, not a curated record. The transcript is spliced from 19 exons.